GUCAGGUUACACACUCCUGUAACCGAGCUCAGCAGGGAGAGAAGAAACAGUCUUUCAAUUAUUUACACACCAGUACCUGAUACAAAAUACAGUUACAUGGAAGACAAAGAACCGCAAGUAAAGACGAAGACCCGACUCAUGGUGAUGUACAUGGAUUUGCUAUGGGUUGCCAUAAUGAAGACUCGAGAUUUUGCCUAGAUUAAAUUGUCAAAUUGUAGCAGCGUAAUCCACGGUCCCUUUACUCACCCUCCGUAUCCGGUUUGAUUUGAACGAAAGACGUCAUUAUGGACUCCUUCAGUACUAAGAGCCUGGCCCUUCAGGCCCAGAAGAAGCUGAUGAGCAAGAUGGCCACCAAGAGCAUGGCUAACCUCUUCAUCGACGACACCAGCAGCGAGGUGCUGGACGAGCUCUACCGCGUCACGAAGGAGUACACGCGCAACCGCAAGGAGGCCCAGAAGAUCAUCAAGAACCUUAUCAAGAUGGUGGUGAAGCUGGGAGUCCUCUACCGCAACAACCAGUUCAGCGGGGAGGAGCUGGUGCUGGUUGAGAGCUUCAGGAAGAAGGUCCACACACUGGCUAUGACGGCUGUCAGCUUUCACCAGAUCGAGUUCACGUUCGACCGGCGCGUGAUGAGCGCCAUCCUGAACGAGUGCCGCGAGCUGCUGCACCAGGCCAUCAACCGCCACCUGACGGCCAAGAGCCACUCGCGGGUCAACCACGUGUUCAACCACUUUGCCGACUGUGACUUCCUCGCGGCGCUCUAUGGGCCGUCUGAGGUGUACCGCGGCCACCUGCAGAGGAUCUGUGACGGCGUCAACAAGAUGCUGGACGAGGGCAACCUUUGACCUCUCCCCAGGACCCUUUGACCCCUCCCCCAUUAACCUUUUGAGGCAUUACCUGGUGGUGUGAAAUCCACCACGUGGUUGCCUUAUUGGCUUGUUUUGUUUUUUUAAGAGACUGACGUUAUGCAUAUUGUAUGUGGACAUUUACAGUUGAUGUCGGAAGUUUACAUACACUUAGGUUGGAGUCAUUAACUUGUUUUUCAACCACUCCACAAUUUUCUUGUUAACAAAUUAUAGUUUUGGCAAGUCGGUUAGGACAUCAAAGUAAUUUUUCCAACAAUUGUUUACUGACAGAUUAUUUCACUUAAUUCACUGUCACAAUUUCUGUGGGUCAGAAGUUUACAUACACUAAGUUGACUGUGCCUUUAUACAGCUUGGGAAAUUCCAGAAAAUUAUGUUAUGGCUUUAGAAGCUUCUGAAUGGCUAAUUGACAUCAUUUGAGUCAAUUGGAGUUGCACCUGUGGAUGUAUUUCAAGGCCUACCUUGAAACUCGGUGCUGCUUUGCUUGACAUCAUGGGAAAAUCAAAAGAAAUCAGCCAAGACCUCAGAAACAAGUUAGACCUCCACAAGUCUGGUUCAUCCUUGGGAGCAAUUUCCAAUCGCCUGAAGGUACCACGUUCAUCUAUACAAACAACAGUACACAAGUAUAAACACCAUGGGACCACACAGCCGUCAAACGGCUCAGGAAGGAGACGCGUUCUGUCUCCUAGAGAUUAACGUACUUUGGUGCGAAAAGUGCAAAUCAUUCCUAGAACAACAGCAAAGGACCAUGUGAAGAUGCUGGAGGAAACUGGUACAAAGUAUCUAUAUCCACAGUAAAACGAGUCUUAUAUCGACAUAACCUGAAAGGCCGCUCAGCAAGGAAGAAGCCACUGCUCCAAAACCGCCAUAAAAAAGCCAGACUACGGUUUGCAACUGCACAUGGGGACAAAGAUGGUACUUUUUGGAGAAAUGUCCUUUGGUCUGAUGAAACAAAAAUAGAACUGUUUGGCCAUAAUGACCGUUGUUUUGUUUGGAGAAUAAAGGGGGAGGCUUGCAAGCCGAAGAACACCCUCCCAACCGGGACGCACGAGGGUGGCAGCAUCAUGUUGUGGGGGUGCUUUGCUGCAGGAGGGACUGGUGCACUUCACAAAAUAGAUGGCGUCAUGAGGAAGGACAAUUAUGUGGAUAUAUUGAAGAAACAUCUCAAGACAUCAGUCAGGAAGUUAAAGCGUGGUUGCAAAUGGGUCUUCCUAAUGGACAAUGACCCCAAGCAUACUUCCAAAGUUGUGGCAAAAUGGCUUAAGGACAACAAAGUCCAGGUAUUGGAGUGGCCAUCAGAAAGCCCUGACCUCAAUCCUAUAGCAAAAUUGUGGGCAGAACUGAAAAAGCGUGUGCGAGCAAAGAGGCCUACAAACCUGACUCAAUUGCACCAGCUCUGUCAGGAGGAAUGGGCCAAAAUUCACACAACUUAUUGUGGGAAGCUUGUGGAAGGCUACCCAUAACGUUUGACCCAAGUUAAACAAUUUAAAGGCAAUGCUACCAAAUACUAAUUGAGUGCAUGUAAACUUCUGACCCACUGGGAAUGUGAUGAAAGAAAUAGAAGCUGAAAUAAAUAAUUCUCUCUACUAUUAUUCUGACAUUUAACGUUCUUAAAAUAAAGUGGUGAUCCUACCUGACCUAAGACGGGGAUUUUUUACUAGGAUUAAAUGUCAGGAAUUGUGAUAGAGUUUAAAUGUAUAUGGCUAAGGUGUAUGUAAACUUCCGACUUCAACUGUACUUUGUUUUCUUGUGUGUCCUUCCGACAUUACUGUACAACACUGAAGGAUGCUGUCGUUAGUCCGAAGUUUCUUCAAGCUUCUUUAUUUAAAGUAAAAACAUCGACCUCUCCAGUGAAUGUAGAACACAAGCUCUUGUCAAUCAUUUCUGGACUGAGGACUUCACCAGUGCCUUGGCAAUGUCUUUUUUUCCUAUAUAGACCAAGGGGUGUCUGUUCCCCCUGGCAACAAGGCAUCCAACCACAGCGUAAAGGUCGUAUGUGUGAGUGGUGAAUUGAAUGAGCUGAAAUGCUUUUAGAGCAAAAGAAAGAGGACAAUUAUAGAUUUUAACCUUCUUCAGGACAACUAUAAGGGACUCUGUACUUAGAAACAGGAGUGCUACUUGAGGUUAAACAAGCACUGUAGUUUGUUUGUAAUAAACAUUCUAGUGAAAAUCAUGAGCUGAUGCACACCCAAAAAUAUUUGUAGAUUUGCAGAGGUGUUACUUAUUUUUAUGUCACAGUUAACAUAAGACCAAUAAUCCAGAUUCAGCAUCACUUUAACACUCAUACCACCAUCCACAUAGCCUCCAUAUCCUAAGGAAGUCUGUACUGUGUUUGGAUCAAAAUACCUGUAUUGCCUGCUUUGGCCCCAAUAACCUGUGUUUUUUAUUUUUAUUGCAGCCACACCAAAGCGUGGGUCAUGGGGAUAUAAACAUGGAGGGAGUUGAUUUGUGCUGUGAGUCCUUAUUGUCACUGAGCUGCUGACUCAUCAGCUCUUUAACCUCAUCUGAGCUGUACAGAACCCACCGCCCAGAAAAUACUUUGAUUUCUGUAAAGAAUGUCUCUGCACAGGCGAGAGACUCCAUGUACAGUCAUGUUAAUGAAUGGAGGAUAUGGGAAAGGGAAGUAGCUUCCUAGAUGAGGUUCUCUUUGUUGGUGAGAUCUAGGCUGUUUCGUCACAUAGCAGAGGGAGAGACCGGGUAUUAUAGAUUAGAGCAGAGACCAAAACAAUACCUGAUUGUACCUUCCAUGAUUCCAUAUAAUGAAUCCUCUACUCUGUGCCAAUAAUACAGAUAAUCCACUUGGCUCCAACACCCCAUCCCCAUUUAAUGUGAUUGAGAUCCCCAUCUCUGCUUGAUGCAAGUCCUAUUUGGGGUGAAGUUUUUUUGUCUUUUUUAUGAACAAUUUAAAUUGUUAUUUAGAGUUAUAUACUACAAUCCUGCACAUAAUGUAUGUUCUUUUUCUUUAUCUAGACCUAUCUCUGCGUGUUUGUAUGGCUGAGCUUGUCUAGGAGACAGUUUGUGCUGUGGCCUCAUUUAGUAUUCUCAGUGACCGUGUAUACCUGUGAGGAGCAGCAGCAGAGUUGUAAUGAGCACUGUGUCCUCCAGGAUCUACUCUGUCACAGAAACCUCCAUCUUCUGUACUCUAGCAGCUUUGCCAAAGAGGAAAGCAAUCUCACAAUUGUGAAAAUGAUAUUUUCUAAAGGAACAUUACUAAGGAAAACAGUAUGCACAAGAUGAUGAAUGUCAUGUUUUCAAAUUUUACAUUACGUUUUUUUCCGUAACUUUUGUGUUGUCUCCAUUUUGACUUAAUCCUCCUACGUCUGGGGGAGAUGUAGUAAGUGAAUGCUCACAGGACUAGAACAUUGAAGUCCUAGAAUAUUUGAGCUAGCUUAGAACUUAAAUGUCAAAGAUUCCAUUCUUCCCAAUAUCAACACUUCUCAGGGUUAAGUCUUAGAGAGCUUGUACUCAUGAAAAACUUCAUGAAACAAUUUGACCAAUUUGGCUUCAUACAUUUCAGAUAAGCUCACGAGUCUUAAGUCAUGUAAUAUUUUUACCGUUGGAUUGUGAAAUUGGAUUGUGAUGUACAUAUUGUUUUAGUGUCCCUUCUCCCUUACUAGAUAUGAUAAAUAUAAAUGAAUACUCUUUUUUAAAUCAAUAAAUUCUUUGUCUUUUCUUGAUUGAA
Molecule: messenger RNA, 4545 nt
Organism: Salvelinus fontinalis (brook trout)
Lineage: Eukaryota; Metazoa; Chordata; Actinopteri; Salmoniformes; Salmonidae
Product: tumor necrosis factor alpha-induced protein 8-like protein 1
Exons: 3
Coding region: 285-845 (186 amino acids)
Biological process (GO): regulation of apoptotic process
Cellular component (GO): cytoplasm
Source: RefSeq, a predicted model, not a curated record